AUGAUCGGCCCGCUGGGCUUGCCGGCUGAAGUCGCCGCGCCAGCGGGGGCCAGGGCGAAGCUCCAGCGGGCCCGGCGGCGCCCAGACUGCGGCAACGAGUCCGACGACGAGGGCGACGCGGACGACGCUUUAGACCCUGAUGCCAGCGGCUACAUGAUAGAGCUCGUGGACGGCACGGCCAGCCGUCUGCGGUUCCGGCACGGCGAGCGGGGAGAAGUCGCUUGGGUCGCGGAGUACAGGGUCGCGAACAGGGCCGCCCCCAUCCCGGAGGACAUGACCAUGAAGAGGCUUGCGGAGCGCGUCUUGGAGUACUUCUCGGCGCCGCACGCCGUCAUUCCUUGGGCCGAGGACGCGUUGCUCGCCCACAAGGGGCUCUGCGUCUGCUUCAACGCGGAGUGCGCCGUGCGGCGCGACGAUGGCGACGUGGAGGAGGCGGCGCGCCUCGGGGCAGCCCCAUGGCACCUGGCAGUGCUGUCCUCCGCUCUGUUGGUGCUGGAGAUCGCUGUCGGCGAGCGCGACGGUGCGGCCGACUUCCGCAACCGGUGCCUGCGCGUUCAGGAGGCGCACGUCGUGCGGGGGUUCGACUUGAUCCGCCUGUGCCACGAUGUCCGGAAAGCUUGGCAAGCGGGGGCGCCGGGCGACGCGGACGCCGCCGCCGCUUUGGCGUCGCAGGCUCUGGAGAAUGCUUCUCGCAGCCAGCUUGCAGCGAUGCCCCCGAAUGGUCUCCCAGGCUUCGACGAGUGGCAGGCGACGCAGACGACUCCGCAGGCCCCGCCAGUGCCGGAGCCCGAGGGCGGCGAGGGCGCACCUGGCGGCACGGGGGCGGGCACUUCCCCAGCCGACGUCGACCCCCCCGUCCACCCCGCUGGAGCCCCGCGCGGCGGGGCGCCCGCGGCAGCGCCGGCGCGGCCGCUGAUGCUCUUGAAGCCGGGCGAUCCGGAGGUGCCCAGCAUGGACGUCGGGUACGGGGAGGGGGGCGCGCAGGUGCAGCGGCCCGACGUUGGAGCAGUGAUCUUGAAGGACCGAGAAGUGAUGAAGAAGACGUUCAUGCGCGGGGGCGCACGGGUCUUCUGCCCGGACGCGUGCGACAGCAUCUCCGUGGUGUCGGCGGGCGAGGGGGCCAAGCGAUCCAGGAAGGCAUUGUGCAGGGCGCACUGGGAAGCCGUCAUGCGCGCAGGCCUGGAGAAGUACCGCGUCGGCACGUUCGUGCACCGCGCCGACUCCGAGGCGCCCCCGCAGGGCGACGCGGCGGCCGCGGGCAUGUUCCACAACCGCCUCAUGGAGAUGUGCCAGUUGGGUUUGGCGACGUACAUGGAGUGCGCGUCGAAGAGAGCGGAGAAGCAGUCGGCUAGGCCGCCGAAGAAGCGCGCUCGGGGGGCCGCUGCCGACUCGGCCGCCGGCGCAGCCGAAGAGCGCGCCGGGGGCGCAGCCGGCCCGGGCGAGGCGGCAGCGGGCGCGCCCGCGCGCGCCGGGGGGGGCGCUUCCCUGAGUGCGGAGGCUGCGGGCGCGCUCGCGCCAGGCGAGUAG
This is a messenger RNA of Prorocentrum cordatum, 1527 nucleotides long. The record is from the annotation of a GenBank genome assembly. NCBI's taxonomy places the organism in Eukaryota, Dinophyceae, Prorocentrales, Prorocentraceae.